Messenger RNA from Ogataea haglerorum, 291 nucleotides. RefSeq lists its product as uncharacterized. The record is from RefSeq and is a predicted model, not a curated record. The transcript is spliced from 2 exons. Bases 1 to 291 code for a protein of 96 amino acids. NCBI's taxonomy places the organism in Eukaryota, Fungi, Ascomycota, Pichiomycetes, Pichiales, Pichiaceae.
AUGUCCUCCUCGCUCCCCACAGGGUUUGUCCAUCUGCCGAUCAGCUCGGCGUUGACGUCGCUGUUCAUUGCCCAAAUGGCACCAAUACUGGCGUUUUGCCCUGUUCCAGAUGCAGUUCCAGAACGAGUCGCAGGUCAUCCUGUGCGUCACGCUGAUGGUGCUCAGCCUGAAGAAUCUGGAGCGCGUUUUUGGAAGCUUAAAGUUCUUGAGGAUCGUCUUGUUUCUCUACAUCUACAACGUUGUCGCCGUCGCAGUUCUCACGUGGACACUUUACACAUUUAUCGGCAUUAA